Molecule: messenger RNA, 4601 nt
Organism: Scomber scombrus (Atlantic mackerel)
Lineage: Eukaryota; Metazoa; Chordata; Actinopteri; Scombriformes; Scombridae
Gene: dnajb2
Product: DnaJ heat shock protein family (Hsp40) member B2
Exons: 9
Coding region: 317-1543 (408 amino acids)
Molecular function (GO): Hsp70 protein binding
Source: RefSeq, a predicted model, not a curated record
UGACGCAGCCGCACACAGCCAAGACACACAGGGCCUUCAGCUUGCCCGGUCGGGGAAGAGUAGAGAGAGUGGAGUAGACCGCACAGGCUCACCGGUACGCUGCAGUGAGAUUGGUGUUGUUGUUCAGAGAGUGUAUCUGUCGGGGCGGUGGAGCAGGAGGAGGCUGUCCGUGUGGCAGUCCCGAAGAGAAGGGGGAGCGCAUUCCUGAAAGUGCCGCUAUUACUGUGGCAACUAAAACGGUGGACAGACGGCUAAACUGCUCACUGUUUACACAAGAGGCUCAGGAGUGGCAUAGUGAGGGGUGACAGAAGGAGACAUGGUGGAUUAUUAUAACGUCCUGGGAGUGUCCAGAACAGCCUCUCAGGAAGACAUCAAGAAGGCGUAUAGGAAACUGGCCCUAAAAUGGCAUCCAGACAAAAAUCCAGACAACAAGGAAGAAGCAGAAAAAAAGUUCAAAGAACUGGCUGAGGCCUAUGAAGUCCUAUCUGACAAGAGUAAACGUGAUGAAUACAACAGAUUUGGAAAUGACAGAAUGCGACACAGAGGUUCCAGCUCCAGCUCAGACUUUCAUUCAGAUUUCCCAGGAUUCACCUUCACAUUCCGCAGCCCAGACGAGGUGUUCAAAGAGUUUUUUGCUGGCCAGGAUCCCUUUGCUAGCUUCUUUGAUGACUUCUCAUCAUUUGCAGGCUCGUCUUCUCGCCUCGGCCCUAGUCGGUUUUUCUCUUUUCCUUCAGCUGGAGCUGAUUUUACCUCCUUUUCUUCCCUCGGUGGUCUGCAUGGGAUGGAAAACAUGGGUGGAGGGAUGGGCAACUUCAAAUCGGUUUCUACCUCUACUCGUAUUGUAAAUGGCAAACGCACCAUCACUAAGAAGAUAAAGGAGAAUGGGCAGGAAAGAACAGAGAUUGAGGAGGAUGGGGUGUUAAAGAGUGUCCUAAUUAAUGGUGUGGAGGAUGAAAUGGCCCUCGCGCUGGAGUUGAGCCGACGAGAGGGACAGCCCCAUCAAUCACCUCAGAAGCCUCAAGUCCAUAACAAAUCAUCUGUUGAGUCUGACAAAUCUCGCCCCAGCCCAGGCACAUAUCGGUCAUUUAGCUCCGCACCCUGCUACGACUUAGGAGGAGUUACUGGAAGCAGUGAUGAUGAUGAAGAUGAUGAAGAUCUGCAGAUGGCUUUGGCAUACAGCCUGUCAGAAUUGGAUGCCCAGCAGAGAGCAGCUGUUACCGACGCCAUAUCAGGUGCUAUGGGCGGGGUCAAAGUCAAGAUUAACAAAAAGGUUGUUAAGACCAAAAAUACAAAUACAAAUGGCAAUGAAAAGGUUUUUAAAGAGGAGAAAGAGGAAGUGAAGCAGUUUAAAAAGGGCCCAGGGCCUGGAGCAAAGUGGGAAAAGGAGGAAGAGGGAACCAGAGAGCCAUGCUUGUCUUCUGAGUCACCCACAACUGCCAGUACUACACCACAAAGCCAGUGCAGUAAAGAGGUUGACUCUGCCAUAAAAAGUAGAGAAGGCAGUGGAAAGAAGAAAAAUAAGUGUGGGUGCAUUGUGUGCUAAUGCAGCUUGUGUGUGGGGGUUUGUUUGGAUUGCCUUAUUCUUUAUACUUACCUCAGUGUUUUGCCAGCAGCAAGGCUCUGAUGUCUAAUAUAAUGUGAUUGCCAGACUCUUAAUUUGAGGCAGUGCCUCGACUGAUCACCAGGCUUUUGUGUAGAUUUAACACCUCAAAAUGGGACAGUGAGUCAGCUUUGAAAAGUUUUGUGGUAUCUUGCUGCUUUUCUUUGUCAAUUGCCAACGCAGACAUUUCCACAUAUUCUACCAAUCCAGCCAAGCAUUAACACUGUUUUGUUUUUGUGCAUGCAAAGAAAUACAGAGGAUUGUUUUUCAAUGUAUAUGGAUAUACCAAAUAUUAAUGUAGACAUAAAGGAGAGGGAUUAAGAGGGAUUUAGAUGUGGCUAAAUGAUUGAAAUCCCAAUAAGGGAGAGUGAUGUGUGUGUGUGUGUGUGUGUGUGUGUGUGUGUGUGUGUGUGUGUGUGUAUGUGUGUGUGUGUGUACUCAUGCAUGGUUUUCUGUGUGCUACUUUGUGUGUUUGGGUCAUUUGGGACCGUGCCAUAGAAAUUUCUCAUUCAGUCUCUCUGGCAAAAGGAUUGUAUCAGAACUGUGUCACACUCAGCCCAGCCUCAAACAAUGGAUCUAAAGCAGACCACAGAACUUUCUCUAGUAAACUCAAACUAGUUUGAUUUGAAAAAUAGUGUUUACUCAUCAACUGAUAGUGAUUUCUCGAAUAUGUAUUUGGGAACAGUCUACUUUGUAAAUACAGUAAUUUGUUAACACAUACAAGCCUCUGUCAGAAUUGCAGCCCGGCUUUUACACUGUUGUAUAGCUUGAACAGUCAGGCUGCUAGUGAGACUCAAUUCAUUAAUUUGAAUGUCUUAAACAGAAAAAUCCUUAAUCCAAACUACUGUAGGUAAUCAGAUUUAGGAUGAAGUAUUUUCAGAAAACUCUUAAUGAUGCUUUAAAUAAAUAUUUUGUACAGGUAAAGCACAGUGCAAACCAAUGUGCACAGAUUUACGACUGAAUGUAAACCCCAGUUGCGCAUAUCAUGAUAUAAAUGUUUUAUAUUUUGAUCCUUUUAGUGCCUUUGCAUGUCAAAACUACAUGUUUACAUCGUCACUGCAAAUGUGCCAAGUCAGAAAAAAAAACAAAUUACUAAGCAAAUGCAUGUGAUCAGCGACAUGAAGCUGUCACAGAAAGCAGAGCAGAUGGAACCAAAUGCAAGAGACCGAAGGCAGGGCUAAAGGAAACUGAACUGACAAGAACAGACAAAAACAAGAAUUGACAAAGAAUCCAGCAAAGACUUAACAGAAAAUCAAGAUUUAAAUACAAACAGAACUAACUAGGGAAUGGGGAACAGGUUACAAGACACAAGUGCAGGCUGGGAGGACACUGGUGACAGGCCAGGGCUGACAAGACUGAUACAUGACAGGUGUGAAGUCUGGGGAAAAACACUAAGGGCAAGGCAGGGCUAAUGAAGCAGAUGCAGGGCAGGUGUGGAGGGAAAAAUGGCCUGGGGAGGAGUGCAGGAACACAGAAGUGAAACAGUAAACUGAAAAUCAAAACAAUCCAAAUAUAAACACGCAAAACCAAAUGACUGAACAGAAAUACAACACUGGAAAUCAAGAGAACAAAAUACAAAGAGUCCUAAACCCAUGAGUCCAUGACAGAAGCUUUUUUGGCUCCCAAAGAGAAAAUUGACAAAGUCUACAUUUUGUGAUAGUGAGUGUUGUCAAGUAUUCACUCAGAUCUGAGGUGAGUGAGUGAUUAAAUUAAAUUAAGUAAAAUUAUGAGUUUCAUCACCCAAAUAAUACUUGUUUAAUUCUAUGUGGACAGAGUAGGGGAGGUAUUAUAGCUGCAUUUUCCUUCUAACAGCAUGUGUUUAUGAAGUGCUCUUGUUAAAAAAAAAAAAAACCCACCUGCUUCAGUGAAGCUGCUUCUGUGUGCAAAAUAAUGUAGACUGUUUGUACUAUAGGGAAACUCCAUAAACGUCCCUGCGCUGAUUCCCUCUAGGCUACUAGUUAAGAUAAGUGCUGCCAAAAUGAAGGACAUAUCUAUAAGAGUCGAUGAGAAUACAUAGGCUAUGUUUUGGUUUCGAAUUGUGAUGUGUUUUUUCCAGUUUACAGUCAUUGUCCAUGUCAGCUGCAGCUGAGAUGGGUUUUGUAUUUUACUAAAUUUGCAGUAUUUUAUUUGUUUGCCAGUAUGUCCCCACAUUUGCACUGGAGCAUACUCAAAAAACAAAAAGAAAAGUGCAGAGCACAAGAGCUGCUCGUUUACCCGCACUGUAUGUUGUUAUGUGGGCAGAAGGAAGGAGUGAGAUGUUGAGUGUUUGAUUUUAGGGUUACUUUGGUACUAAUAAAAGCCAAAAUUGCCUGGCUCCAGACCUCAGAGUCACAGCCCUCAUUUCCAGUUUUCUCAGUGAUGUGAACGCUGAAAUGUGAAACGUAAACACAAUUCAGUCUGAUUAUCAGGCUAACUCUUACUGUCAGCUGCACAUGCACACAUUCAUAGAUGAACACUGCUCUAACUGAAAAACUGUUUUAAAUGUAUGAAAUAAGGCUGAAAGUAAUAGAAAGGCCUAUUAAAAAUAUUCACUGCAAGUAAUGUUUUUUUUUUACUACUGUUCAAAAACAUGCCUAUUUUAAGUGUCUUAUUACAGGCAGUGUCCCUUUUCCUGUCCUGAUUUUACAAAGCUGAUAGAGCACUAUUUGGUUGUCAUAUAUUUUUCAUGAGUGCUUUAUACAUUUUUCACAGCAUGAAUUUUUCUUUUACAUUUAAAGGUUGACACUCAUCACUGGCAGAAUUGCGGGCAUGGCUGUGAGAACAUAGAUUUUGCUCUGUUUAUUCAAAAGUUGUUUUUCAUUUAUCCUCUUCAAACUGUUAUUUGCUGAGUGUGGAUGGGGAACAGAGAGGAAGAGAGAAAGAGGCAGAUGGUUACUCAUAAACAGUAAAUUUAUAUCAGCCUGUAUUAUUUGUACUACAUUGAAUUGCCCUGUGUUUUUGUUCUUUUUUUAUUACAGAUUGUUAAGAAAGGAAAUAAUUAAUAAAGAUUGAGGCAAAAAGA